Messenger RNA from Meleagris gallopavo (turkey), 787 nucleotides. The record is from RefSeq and is a predicted model, not a curated record. Lineage: Eukaryota; Metazoa; Chordata; Aves; Galliformes; Phasianidae.
CUCACCGUUUCUCUCCCUCUCCAACCCUCUCCGUUCGUUUUCCCCCUUCUCUCUCCCCUUUUCCAUUUCCCAAAGCAGCGACCGCGAUUCCAAAAUCCCACCAGUCCCCGUCCCCCCUCCUUACCCCACCCCACACUGGGCUGCCCCCCACUCCCCCCUUUUCACAGCACAAAUCCCCACAGCACGCUGCUGGGACGAUUCCCCCCUCCUGACCCCGCCGUUCUGCCCGCAGGGAGCGAAGUGUCCCAGGAGAGCCUCCUCCUGCACGGCCCCUUCGCCCGCAAACCCAAACGCAUCCGCACCGCCUUCUCCCCAUCCCAGCUGCUGAGGUUGGAAAGGGCCUUCGAGAAGAACCACUACGUGGUGGGCGCCGAACGCAAGCAGCUGGCCAGCAGCCUCAGCCUCUCCGAGACCCAGGUGAAAGUGUGGUUCCAGAACCGGCGGACGAAAUACAAACGGCAGAAGCUGGAGGAGGAAGGGCCGGACUCGGAGCAGAAGAAGAAAGGUUCCCAUCACAUCAACCGAUGGCGCCUCGCCACCAAGCAGUCGAGCGGAGAAGACAUCGACGUCACCUCCAACGACUAAGGCAGGGACAGGCUCCUGGUGCAGCCGCCAUGCAGAGGAACCCGGGGGACGACGCGGGGACGCGCGCGGCAUCACCCAACGAACUCUAAGGGACGUCACCGCCGCCGCCGCCGCCCCACCGGGGACCCAUCCCGUCCCCCCCCGCCGCCCGGAGCCCCGGUGCCCGGCGCAGCCCUCGGGGCGCGUUUUGGGGCUCUCCUGC